CUGAAGUCAUAUGAUGCGGUUCCGCACAUCACAUUGCUGCUCACAGGUUUGGGUUUGAGCAUUAACAGCAGCCGGUGGGUCACUGUGUAGGCCUGUUUGAGCGAGCCUGAGAUCAUUAACAAUGGCACUGUCGUGGAUUGGCAUGCUGGUUGUGCUGCUGUUUUCUCUGACCUUUCACAAAGGUAGCUGUGUUCCAGUUCAAGCCAAAGAAUCAUGGGGAUAUGUGGAUGUCCGUGAUGGAGCUCAUAUGUUCUGGUGGUUGUACUACGCCAACAGCUCCAGUGCCAGUUAUAAAGAACUACCUCUGGUUAUGUGGCUUCAGGGAGGUCCUGGUGGAUCUAGCUGUGGUUUUGGCAAUUUUGAGGAAAUUGGACCUCUUGAUAGAGACCUGAAGCCGAGAGAAACCUCUUGGGUGCAAGCUGCCAGUGUGCUAUUUGUGGACAACCCAGUGGGCACCGGAUACAGUUACACAGACACUGAAGAUUUCCUCACCAAGGACGUUGCGAUGGUAGCAUCAGACAUGAUGGCCCUCCUCAAGAGCUUUUUCUCUCUAAAGACAGAGUUUCAAAGUAUUCCCUUCUAUAUAUUUUCGGAGUCUUACGGAGGCAAAAUGGCAGCAGCUAUUUCCCUCGAGCUCACAAAGGCAGUUCAAGCUGGUUCAAUUAAAUGCAACUUUGCUGGGGUGGCUUUAGGAGACUCCUGGAUCUCUCCUAUAGAUUCAGUCAUGACAUGGGGUCCUUAUCUUUACAGCACAUCUCUAUUGGAUGACAAUGGGCUGAAUGAGGUGACAAAAGCAGCAAAAGCAGUGCAGGACGCAGUAAACCAGGGCCUGUACCAAAAAGCCACUGAAUUGUGGUCCAUCACCGAGAACGUUGUGGAGCAGAACACAAAUGGUGUGAACUUCUACAAUAUCCUCUCUCAAGACUCUGAUGAGAUGGUGAAGACCAGUUCAAAUCAAGCCGUGGAUGGAUUUCUCUCGUUAUUGAAGCGGCGCCACAUUCGCCCUUUGCACCGUCAGUCCCUCUCUGACUUGAUGAACGGGCCAAUCAGACAGAAGCUUGGUGUCAUACCAAAGAAUGUCACAUGGGGAGGACAAGCUGAUGCCGUGUUUGUCAGCAUGGCAGGAGAUUUCAUGAAGCCCGUGGUGGACAUUGUGGAUCUGCUUCUGGCUGCAGGUGUCAAUGUCACCAUCUACAAUGGCCAGCUGGAUCUCAUCGUGGACACAAUGGGUCAGGAGUUGUGGGUGAAACAGCUGAAAUGGGAUGCACUCCAACACUUCAACAAGAUGAAAUGGACGGCACUGGAAGACCCGCAAACUGAGAGCCAAACUGGAGCUUUCUAUAAGACUUAUAAGAACUUUGCCUUUUACUGGAUCCUCAGAGCUGGACAUAUGAUCCCAUCUGACCAGGGACCAAUGGCUCUACGGAUGUUGAAGAUGGUGACUCGGCAGGAGUGAUCGAUCGAUCUCAUUCAGAUACAACCUGGCUUGUGAACCACUUUUAAACAAUCAACAGUUAUUUUACCAAAAUCUGACACUUUCUUUUUUCCCACUUAUUUUUCUUUUUGUUUGAGAUCUUAAUGUAAUCAUUUUACAAUGCGUGUCUUGUAAAAUUUGUAAAUUUGAAUGCGUACAAACAAUAAAGUCAUAAUUUUUUAUACA
Molecule: messenger RNA, 1660 nt
Organism: Pimephales promelas (fathead minnow)
Lineage: Eukaryota; Metazoa; Chordata; Actinopteri; Cypriniformes; Leuciscidae
Gene: scpep1
Product: serine carboxypeptidase 1
Biological process (GO): proteolysis
Molecular function (GO): serine-type carboxypeptidase activity
Source: RefSeq, a predicted model, not a curated record